This is a messenger RNA of Jatropha curcas, 2218 nucleotides long. Its product is annotated as importin subunit alpha-4. The record is from RefSeq and is a predicted model, not a curated record. NCBI's taxonomy places the organism in Eukaryota, Viridiplantae, Streptophyta, Magnoliopsida, Malpighiales, Euphorbiaceae. Gene Ontology annotation, molecular function: protein binding; nuclear import signal receptor activity. Gene Ontology annotation, biological process: protein import into nucleus. Gene Ontology annotation, cellular component: cytoplasm.
CGGAGGUGCCAAGAGGAUCUCCCAAAUGAAAGGCUAACUAAAACCGGUGAACUUAGAUGCCAAGAAAAACAGAAGCCAAAAACCAACCAACACGGCAACACGCCACUUCCCAAACUCAAACUAUUAUCGUCAACACACAAAAACAGCAGCAACAACACACAAUUUCAAAGUCCUGCGUGGGUCUGACAUUUUCUCAAACACAUACAGCGCAUUAUUCCUCGAAGAGAGAAAUCUAGAAGAAAAGGGAAUAAAAAUGUCGCUGAGGCCAAGCACCAGAACCGAGGUGAGAAAGAAAGCGUACAAGACAGGUGUAGAUGCGGACGAAGCGAGAAGGAGAAGAGAGGACAAUCUCGUUGAGAUCAGAAAGAAUAAGAGAGAAGAUAAUCUUUUGAAGAAGCGAAGAGAGGGACUUUUGCUUCAGUCCCAGAAUUUGGUCGAUGCUUCUCAAAAUGCAGCUGCCGUUGAAAAGCGGCAGUUGGAGAGCAUUCCUGUUAUGGUUCAAGGGGUGUGGUCUAAUGAUCCUGGUUUGCAAUUGGAUGCAACUACUCAGUUUAGAAAGUUAUUAUCAAUUGAACGCAGUCCUCCAAUUGAUGAAGUAAUUAAAGCAGGCGUCGUCCCGCGGUUUGUGGAGUUCCUUGGAAGACAUGAUCUGCCCCAAUUACAAUUUGAGGCUGCAUGGGCUUUGACCAAUGUUGCAUCUGGGACAUCAGAGCAUACACGAGUUGUCAUUGAGCACGGUGCAGUUCCCAUGUUUGUACAGCUUCUUGGUUCUGCAAGUGAUGAUGUCAGAGAGCAGGCGGUGUGGGCUUUGGGCAAUGUUGCAGGUGAUUCUCCAAGUUGCAGGGAUCUUGUUCUUGGUUAUGGUGCUUUGAUCCCAUUACUGGCUCAGUUAAAUGAAAAGUCAAAGCUAUCAAUGCUGCGGAAUGCUACCUGGACUUUAUCCAACUUCUGCCGUGGCAAGCCACCAACACCAUUUGAUCAGGUGAAACCUGCAUUGCCUAUUCUCAGGCAACUAAUCCACUUGAAUGAUGAAGAAGUUCUAACAGAUGCUUGUUGGGCCCUCUCUUAUCUUUCAGAUGGUCCAAAUGACAAAAUACAGGCUGUGAUUGAGGCUGAUGUAUGUCCACGAUUAGUGGAACUUCUACUUCAUCCAUCACCUACAGUUUUGAUACCCGCCCUCCGAACAGUUGGAAACAUUGUUACGGGUGAUGAUGUUCAAACUCAGUUUGUAAUUGACAAUCAAGCCCUUCCAUGUCUGUACCAACUCCUAAUGCAAAAUCACAAAAAAAGUAUCAAGAAAGAAGCUUGCUGGACAAUCUCAAAUAUUACAGCUGGAAAUAGAACUCAGAUACAGGCUGUUAUUGAGGCGAACAUUAUACUCUCUCUUGUACACCUUCUUCAGCAUGCUGAGUUUGACAUUAAGAAGGAGGCUGCGUGGGCUAUCUCUAAUGCGACCUCUGGAGGAUCUCACGAACAAAUUCAAUUUCUAGUGAACCAAGGUUGCAUUAAACCACUCUGCGACCUUCUAAUAUGUCCAGACCCCAGGAUUGUGACAGUUUGCCUGGAAGGGCUGGAAAACAUUCUAAAGGUGGGUGAGGCUGAUAAGGAAAUGGGACUCAAUGGAGGAAUUAAUCUGUAUGCACAAAUGAUUGACGAAUGCGAUGGAUUGGAUAAAAUUGAGAAUCUGCAGACCCAUGACAACCAUGAAAUUUACGAGAAGGCUGUGAAGAUUUUGGAGAGGUACUGGGCUGAGGAAGAAGAGGAACAGACUGUCCAAGAUGGUGGGGAUGGAAAUCAGCAGGGAUUUCCUUUUGGAUCAAACCAGCCUAAUGCUCCUCCAGGUGGCUUCAAAUUUGGUUGAUGUCGAGGGCUGUAAGGUUUUUUUUUUUUUUUUUGGUUUAUCAAGCCUUUUAGGUGAGGUGUUGUGUUUGGCUGGAAUUUUUAAAAACAUAUUUUAUUUGCUGCCAAGGGUCAGGGUUUUUAAUCUGGCACACAGGCCUUUAUUCUUUUGUGGAGUUUGUUAAAAAAACAAGUGUCAAAAGGCUUCAGCUUGCAGUUUUCAACUCGAUUUGUAUUCCGAAAUUUAAUAGGAAAAUUGGUCCUUGUUAUUGUCUUCAAGAGAAGUUAGUGAUGUGAAAAUUAGCAUUUGCUCAAAUUAGUACUGUGUAUUCUCUCAGAUAAUGAGCCUUCUAUACAGAUAUAUUUGUGUUCUGAUGUA